GGUGAUACAUAGCGGUAAGGUGGUCCGCUUGCUAAUCUCGGAUCACAGUUACGUCCGCCGGCAUUUAUUGACCGCGUUGCAGCGCCAGAUCAUUGCGCCGAAGUCCGAAUUAAUAACGGUUAAAUGUGAAGGUCAAAAUCAAGGAUGGAAAGUUUGAGUUAAAUUCGUCUUCUCCUGCUUAUAAAGCUUAACAAUGGCUAAGGAGAUUAAAUACUUCGAGUUGAACACCGGGGCGAAAAUUCCUUCAGUCGGACUUGGUACCUGGCAGGCGGAGCCUGGUGUCGUUGGUCAAUCUAUUGAAGCAGCCGUCAAGAACGGGUACCGCCACAUUGACUGUGCUCCAGUCUAUGGUAAUGAGAAGGAGAUUGGUGUAGUUCUGAAGAAGUUGUUUGACGAGAAAGUUGUCAAGAGGGAGGAUUUGUUUAUUACUUCCAAACUAUGGUGUACUGACCAUGCGCCUGAAGAUGUGCCCGUGGCAUUAGGCAAAACACUGGAAGACUUGCAACUUCAAUAUGUUGAUCUGUACCUCAUUCAUUGGCCUGUCCGCUUUAAGAAGGGGACAACAGGUAUUAAGCCUGACAACAUUGUUAAACCGGAUAUACCAGCUACAUGGAAGGCCAUGGAAGCACUCUAUGAUUCUGGCAAGGCCCGGGCUAUAGGAGUCAGCAAUUUCUCCGUGAAAAAGCUGGGUGAUUUGUUGGCUAUAGCACGCAUUCCUCCAGCUGCCAACCAGGUCGAAUGUCAUCCUACAUGGAAUCAAACUAAACUGCGGGGAUUUUGCAAAUCCAAGGGAGUUCACCUAUCUGCUUAUUCACCACUGGGUUCUCCUGGCACAACUACAAUGAAAGGUGAAGUCCUCAAGCAUCCUGUUCUAGUUGCUACAGCAGAAAAAUUGUGUAAGACACCUGCACAAGUGGCACUACGGUGGGGACUGCAAAUGGGUCAUAGUGUACUUCCAAAGAGCGUGCAGGAAUCUAGGAUCAAAGAGAAUUUUGAUGUCUUCAGUUGGUCUAUACCAGAUGACUUAUUUGCCGAGUUCUCUCAAAUUGAGCAGGUGAGACUGCUCAGGGGUUAUUUGUUUGUCCAUGAGACACUCGGUGAAAACAAGAAUAUCGAAGAGCUUUGGGACGGAGAGAUCUGAGCGUGUAGUGUUUAAUGGCGUGAUGAUAAAAAGGUGCAUUCAAGAGAAAACAUGUUGAGGCUUCAUCACAUAGACAUAGUGCCUCACUGGGGAAUAAAAGGUCGUUCACUCCAAGUGGCCCCAAAGGCCCGUUUGGAUAUUCUGUGUGUCAUUUCAUCCCAAAUUUGGGAACUUCUUAUCACAUUUAUCGUGCACCAAAAUAUAUAUUCAGAAAUUGUGCUUAUUAUGCA
Molecule: messenger RNA, 1371 nt
Organism: Sesamum indicum (sesame)
Lineage: Eukaryota; Viridiplantae; Streptophyta; Magnoliopsida; Lamiales; Pedaliaceae
Product: NADPH-dependent aldo-keto reductase, chloroplastic
Molecular function (GO): oxidoreductase activity
Source: RefSeq, a predicted model, not a curated record